UUGCCUUCCCGCCUACUUACAUAGGUUCCUAACUCUUCUGCCCUCGGACGGCAUAUACUCACUCCUCCCCUCACACACGUCACCAUGUUAAAACAAGUAAUUUCUAAGUCGGCCAGAGCUGUAUGCUCCAACUCGAGAACAAUCGCUCAACGGCCUUUGCUACGGACACAAUUCUCGCCGGCACCUUUAAGUCCUCUACGAAACGUAAGAUGGUAUAGCGACCAACCGGAAUCGGCUGCAAAAAAGGAAGACGAAGGGCCAACUGCGCAGGUAGAAGCACAGGAUAGCGAGGCAGCCAAACCAUCAGAUGCUGAGGCUGAGCUCAAGAAGAAGUUGGAAGCUAAAGAAAAAGAGGUCAUUGACUGGAAAGACAAAUACCUACGGUCGGUAGCCGACUUCCGUAACCUUCAGGAUCGAACACAGAGGGAAAUGAAGGCAGCACGCGACUUUGCUAUCCAAAAGUUUGCCAAAGAUUUAGUCGAUAGUGUCGACAACUUGGACAGAGCCCUAAUAAUGGGCCAAGAGAAGAUCAAGACCAUGGAAGAGGAUCAGAAAAACGAGGAUCUGAUCAAUUUCUACGAAGGUGUUAAGAUGACCGAGACCAACAUGCUCCAGACCCUCUCUAAGCAUGGCCUAGAGCGUUUCGAUCCCGAGGGAGAGAAGUUCGACCCUAACGAACACGAAGCAACGUUUAUGACCCCAAUGCCUGGCAAGGAGGAUAACACCGUCUUCCACGUUCAGCAGAAGGGAUUCAAGCUGAACGGAAGAGUGCUCCGAGCCGCCAAGGUCGGCGUGGUCAAGAGCCAAUAAAAGAUCUGGACGAACCCGAUUUAUCACUGUAUAAUACGAAAGACCUUGUAUACCAGCACGACGGGAUUGGCGUUGGGUAAUGUAUAUAAAAAUGCUCCUCUCAUGAAAAAAAAGGCGGUCGGCGGAGAUUCCCUGCUUUCAAGGUAUACAUGCAUGGCAUAGCAUGGCUUGGCUUGGCUGUUAAUAUCACAGCUUCUCAAUCGAUAUGGACUCUAGGGUUUUACGUUAUGUAGAGCGGU
Daldinia vernicosa is the source of this 1049-nucleotide messenger RNA. Its product is annotated as GrpE-domain-containing protein. Gene Ontology annotation, cellular component: PAM complex, Tim23 associated import motor. Gene Ontology annotation, biological process: protein import into mitochondrial matrix; protein folding. NCBI's taxonomy places the organism in Eukaryota, Fungi, Ascomycota, Sordariomycetes, Xylariales, Hypoxylaceae. The transcript is spliced from 2 exons. Bases 85 to 810 code for a protein of 241 amino acids. Gene Ontology annotation, molecular function: protein homodimerization activity; adenyl-nucleotide exchange factor activity; protein-folding chaperone binding. The record is from RefSeq and is a predicted model, not a curated record.